Molecule: messenger RNA, 1557 nt
Organism: Lampris incognitus (smalleye Pacific opah)
Lineage: Eukaryota; Metazoa; Chordata; Actinopteri; Lampriformes; Lampridae
Product: glypican-6-like
Exons: 9
Coding region: 1-1557 (518 amino acids)
Biological process (GO): cell migration; regulation of protein localization to membrane; regulation of signal transduction
Cellular component (GO): synapse; plasma membrane; extracellular region
Source: RefSeq, a predicted model, not a curated record
AUGGAUGCGAUGUGGGGGCUGCAGCUGGCCGUCUGUACUUUAGGGCUGCUGUCCGUGGCGUUUGGCGGCGAGGGCAAAGCGCGGAGCUGCAGCGAGGUGAGACAGGCGUACCACGCCAAGGGACUCAGCCUCGCCAAUGUGCCUCACCAGGAGAUAUCAGGUGAACACCUGCGUGUCUGUCCUCAGGGAUACACCUGCUGCACGUCCGAGAUGGAGGACAAACUAAGCCAGCAGAGCAAACUGGAGUUCGAGAACGUGGUCGAGGAGACCAGUCGCAAUAUAAGGACUAGGUUUGUCUCGAGGCAUAAAAAGUUUGACGAGUUCUUCUUGGAGCUGCUGGACAACUCCGAGAAGUCCCUCAACAGCAUGUUCACGCGGACAUAUGGGAAGCUGUACAUGCAGAACUCCGAGGUAUUCCAGGACCUGUUCACCGAGCUGAAGCGUUACUACACGGGGGGCAACGUCAACCUGGAGGAGAUGCUGAACGACUUCUGGUCCCGGCUGCUGGAGCGCAUGUUCCAGUUACUCAACUCCCAGUACCACUUUACAGACGACUACCUGGAGUGCAUCAGCAAAUACACGGACCAGUUAAAGCCCUUUGGAGAUGUGCCCAGGAAGCUGAAAGCCCAGGUCACGAGGGCCUUUAUCGCCGCACGAACAUUCGUCCAGGGGCUCAUGGUGGGUCGGGAAGUGGUCAACAGGGUUGCAAAGGUGAGUCCGAGUUUUGACGCUAUGUUACUGGUGGCGGAUAGACUUGAAGGACCUUUCAACAUCGAAGCAGUCAUGGAGCCAAUAGACGUCAAGAUCUCUGAAGCCAUCAUGACCAUGCAGGACAACAGCAUGCAAGUGUCAGCCAAGGUUUUUCAAGGGUGCGGUCAACCAAAACCCUCAGGAAUGGGCAGAUCUGCACGUGGCAUUACAGACGUGUUCAGCGCUCGCUUCAGGCCGUACACGCCUGAGGAGAGGCCCACCACCGCCGCCGGGACCAGCUUGGACAGGCUGAGGGUUGUCUGGAGGACAAUGCAACACAGCGUGGUGGACAUCAAAGAGAAGCUGAAGGAGUCCAAGAGGUUCUGGUCCAAUCUGCCAAAUGACAUCUGCACCAAGGGCAAGCUGACAGAGUCUGAUGAGGACCAGUGCUGGAACAGCCAUACUAAGGGCCGAUAUUUCCCCGAAGUGGUGAAAGAGGGUCUGACAAACCAGUUGAACAACCCAGAGGUGGAUGUGGACAUCACCCGGCCAGACACACUGAUACGGCAGCAGAUCAUGGCCCUUCGUGUCAUGACCAACAAGCUGAAGAACGCUUACAAUGGAAAUGACAUCUACUUCCAGGACUCGAGUGAUGAGGGAAGUGGCUCCGGCAGUGGCAGCGGCUGCUCUGACGGCUGCACCACAGAGUUCGUCUUUGUUGGAACAGAGGCUCCUGUGAUCGGAGCUGACAGGAGUGAUGAACGUGCCGCAGCAGCAGGCAAGUCACUUUCCCCCAGACCCUCCCCGCUGCUCCUGAUGCCCGCCCUCGCCCUCACGCUGCUGGCACUGCACACACAAUGGAGAUAA